UCAGACUUGAAAUGCCUAUCAUGCAUUCACAAAAUGAUCGCCGUUAGAUAUUAUUUGUCAGAAAAAUAAGAUCUAGAUUUAGAGUUAAAUUUCGUAUUUUAUAUCAUUUUCAUUGCAAUUAUAUUAGAGUCUACAUUAAAUUUAGAUCUAUGUCUACAUUAGAUCUACUUAAAGUGAAAAAAAUAGUCGCAUAGUAAUAAUACAAACUAAAGAAAAAAAAAAAGAUCUCGAAAUUUGAAGUUUAUAAAAAGGUUGACAUCACCUGAUAUCAACAAAACCAUGGCGGCCCUCAUAGACGCCGUCAAUCGGUUGUUAGCCUCAGGAGAACAUAAGCAUAUAUUGUCUGUCAUAAAGGGCUUUCGAAAUGGAGCUGUAUAUGGAGCUAAGAUUCGCUUUCCACAUGCACUUGUGAUGACAUUCCUAUUCAGAAAUGGCAGUCUUAAGGACAAAAUCUUAGCAAUCUUUGAAGCCACUUACACACAUUCAAGGAAUCUGGCAUUAUUUGUUUUUGCUUUUAAAGGUUUAACCUCCACACUGUCAUGGGGUGAGUCCAAGUCCCAUCAGCUUCAUGCAUUUCUCUCAGCUUUUUGUGCUGGCUUUGUUAUUUUUGGCAAAUACAACAAGGUGAAUGAACAGAUCAACCUGUACCUUAUGUCUCGAGUGAUCUACGGCCUGGCCAAACUUUUUGUACAGAAGAAAAUUGUCCCUGAGCCCAAAACCAAUGUAUUCCCUUGGUUUGCUGCUAUUAUGUGGGGUUUGACUCUCUGGCUUUUUGAAUAUCAACAAACUUGUCUGCAGCCGUCCUUGGUCGCAUCCAUGACCUAUAUAUAUAAAGACAGUGAGAAGUGGACAAGUCUUCGAGAUUUUUUACUGUAUAAUGAGUAGAUCUUGUGUGAUAUUAUUUAAUUAUUGAAAGAUGUUUUGUAAUAUUCUAUGACUGCCACUUAUAAAUAGAAACUUCUUGUUGAUGUAAAGAGAAACACAGAAAAUAUUUGAAGGUUUUCUUUGGUCAAGGUUGCAUCCUAAUUCAACUUUUGAGUCUCUUUAUAAAUAGUACUUUAUAAUGGCCUUAUUAGUACAUUUGAAUAUCUUUUUUUAAAAAAAUUGCUUUGUAUU
Biomphalaria glabrata is the source of this 1116-nucleotide messenger RNA. Its product is annotated as peroxisomal membrane protein 4-like. Gene Ontology annotation, cellular component: peroxisomal membrane. NCBI's taxonomy places the organism in Eukaryota, Metazoa, Mollusca, Gastropoda, Planorbidae. The record is from RefSeq and is a predicted model, not a curated record. The coding region runs from base 280 to 885 and encodes 201 amino acids. The transcript has 4 exons.